AAUACAGUGUAUCUGGCACGGAGACUACAUGUUCUCUUAAACACCUAACCCUAAACAUCCUUGGAAAGCAAGUCUUUACCAGCUGUUAAAACAUGAUACAAUUAUAAUAUUAUGCAUGGGCUCACCGCCAAGUAGUUCCUCCUUAUGACUUUGCCAUGUGCGUUUGUCAUUUGUAGAAGCAAUCAACGUUACCAUAACAACUCUUAUGUUUAUACAUUUUCAUUAAGACCGUCUCCUAGUUACUGGUUUCAACACUUGGUCACUGUUGCCCUCUGGAGACACGAAAUUAGGUGACAAGGUUCAAUAAUGACCUGUGAUUCAAUUUGCCUUCUUGUUUGUCUGCGUCGGUGUGAGCCAGCGAGGCGCGCUCGCCCUUGCUCACGGGUGCUGAUUGCUCUUGAGCUGAAUCGGGAAAGGAGGAGUGUGCAAGGUUGAUUGACGUAGUUACCACAGCAACGUCAGCACUCCGCUCUUGACUAGGCGGAGGAACUUCAGCGAGAGCCAAUCACAAACAUGAAAACGGUCGUUACUGGCCUCUAGUUAAUGAUAAUAUCAACAUGAAUCACACACACGGAGGGUGGUGGCUUGUUUUCAAGAGUUGAUGCUGCCAGCGGAGACACGUUUGGCCCAGACGACUAGUAGAUGCUUUGAGGAUUCAUCUUGGUUUUGCUCAGCUGACGGAGUCCAUGCGCCAGACUUAAAGGCUCCUCGAGAACGAGAAACUUGUCUUCUCUGUAGAUUAGUUCCGACGUUACCAUACUUUUACCAUUCUGGGUUAGCCCCACAAAGCAAGCAGAACCCAUGAUUGUAGGCCAUAUGAACGACAGUGUGGCUGGCCUCCACCAUUCCGUACUCCCCACCAUGUUGGCUCAAACUUCAUGCCCAAACGUCAAUCCUUCUUCUCCCAGCCCUAUGCUUCCGUCGUUCGGAUUCACGCAAGAACAGGUAGCUUGUGUCUGUGAGGUGCUUCAACAGUCCGGUAACAUGGAGAGGCUUGGCCGGUUCCUCUGGUCACUACCGGCCUGCGAACAUCUUCAAAAAAACGAGAGCGUGCUAAAAGCCAAAGCCUUGGUCGCCUUUCACCGAGGCAACUUCAAAGAACUGUAUCGGAUCCUGGAGAGCCACAACUUCUCGCCGGCAUCACACUCCAAACUACAGGGGCUCUGGCUCCAAGCUCAUUACACCGAAGCCGAGAGGAUCCGCGGCCGACCUCUGGGUGCGGUCGGCAAGUACAGAAUCCGUCGGAAGUUCCCGCUACCUCGAACGAUCUGGGACGGGGAGGAAACUAGUUACUGCUUCAAGGAAAAGUCACGGAACGUGCUCCGCGACUGGUACUCGCACAAUCCUUACCCUUCUCCGCGUGAAAAGCGCGAACUAGCUGAUGCGACUGGACUGACCACUACCCAGGUUAGCAACUGGUUCAAAAACAGAAGACAGAGGGACAGAGCGGCUGAAGCAAAAGACAGGGACGUGGGUGAGAAAGGGAAAAGUGUCGAUUCGACCAAGGGCACGGAAGCAGACGGCUCGGGAAAGGACGAUCACAAAGGAGCAACAGAUCACCGGCACUUACUCCAGAACUCCGACUCCGAGCCAGCUAGCAGCCCUGAUGGCAUCUUUGGCACGGAGUUGAAACCGACGGGCAUGAGCAUCGCUGCUCAAAAUCCUAUACUACAGCACCACCCCGUCUCUACCAUAUCGCCAACUUCGUCGGUCGGAGUCAGUCAAAACGCCGCUGUAAGUGGCGCUUUCCGACUAAACCACACGCCGGAGUUUCCAACGACAAUGCACGGAGUUCUGUUGCAUCCGCAGCUCGGAGACUUCGGAUUAGGCCUACCGACCGAUUAUCAUGCUUUAUGACGGUCAGUGGCGGGUUCUGUCCGAUGGUAGAGCCAAGGUGUCCGGCCAGUACCCGCCGUCACUCGGUACUUUAACCUCCUGUGUGUUUCUUUAUUUCCAUGUUAGAAUAUUCAAUGUGAGCCGAUGCUCUGUACUUUACGAUUAAUUUAUAAAAUGGACAAGGGCCAUUAGCAGCCGCCAUGUUUGUGAACGUGUAAAAGAAUAAAGUCAUUUCUGAUACAUUUAUUAAUGUAAACUACGUAGAGGGUGUACCUCACACAUUUACCUUUAAGUCUAUGUGUACAAAUGUAGAUGAUAGUUAUAUCCCAUAGAUAGAUUUGAACUUGUAAACAUUAUGGCCGUCUCUUACUUAGCUUCUAGAAUAUUAACGUUUACUCUGUGUUAAUUACAAUUAAAUGAAAAAUAAGGUAACAUAUGCCUUACAGAGGUGAACAUAAUGGUAAUGAAUAAUCAUAUCAGUAUAAAACUUUUCUAUGUGCCAGAGAAAUGAUAACUUUUUAUUGCUUUCGUAAAAAAAAAAAAAAUAGUAAAGGAAAUGACUUAACUCGUAACAUUUUCAAAUCUUGGUUUAAUCGAAAACAAAAAUAUCGUUCUCUUACGGUAACAAUGUUAGCGAUUGAGACUUGGAACGAAAAAACUUUGUAUGGGUUAUCUCUUAGUUAAUGGCAGAUAUUUGUAAUUAUACUUUGAAGUUUGAUACAUAUGUAUUUUGGAGGUUUUUUUUUAACUAGUUAGCAGCGUCAGUUAUAAAAACGAUUUAAAAGUAAGGGUUAAAACUGAAAAUUUGGCGCGGAUAUUCAAAGCCCAUUGAAACAGUUCUUUUAAAAUUACCGGCCAAUGGAUAACAUAUCUUUUCUGACGUAGGUAUUUACUAUUAAACAAUUGGUCAAAUAAUAGCGAUAAAAAUCACACAAAACUUCAGAUGUUUUGUUUGUUUUAUAUUUUUAUCAUUAGUUUUAGGCCUGUUGGUUUCAUUGAUAAUAUAAUAUUAUAUUCUAUACAUCCACGUUGUACUCUCUUCGUCACGUCAACCCUAAAACCAGAUGGCGCUUCUUGCUUUAUUCAUUUUAGGAAUUAAGCACAACGGACCGCCAACUGUGCUGUGUUCACCUCGAGGAUCAACCCCCGAAUUUUAGCUUUAAAUGUUCUCAAACGUACCACUGAGCCAUCGAGAGGGCGCUGUAUUCCCUUUACGUUUUCUAGUUUUCCGUUAUGACUGGCAUGAACUUCGGAUUCCGUGACUAAUUACAGAACGAAAAAUAAUAAUUAUAAAAUUUAGCUGUUCUUCACAUAAACCAGGUAAAUAUUUUUGUUUUGGUAAUGACGUAACUUGCAGCUUACUUUUACAGGCUUUAAAAAAAUAACAAAAAAGUCAUAAAUAAGAAAGAUAAACACACUCACAUAUCACAUACUGUGCCUUUAUUACCUACCUUGUUGUUGACGUCUUCUUUAAUGAUAGUGGCAUCUGUAUUUUUUGGCCAAAGCCAUUUAAAACGUGAAACAAAAACACUAGUGAAAGAUGGUAGCCUGUUUUAUAUAUAUUCCAAGGCUAAUCUUUCAGCUAUAUAUGUAUAGAAGAUUGCCUUAAUGAGGUAUAUAAAGGCGUAUCAGGAACAAGAAGUAACUCAAUCCAGAAUAUAACAUAAAAAUGUCGACCAACUAAUCGUAGAGCAAAAUAUUACUUCUUGUGGAAGAAACUUAACAAAAUAAAUACUUUCGGGCUAACUUUAUAAUGCAUUUGUCGAAGGCAAGUUUUUCAAAGACAGAUUCGAAUUAUAUCUCACGUAUAAGGUAGAGCUCCAAUCUUAAAUUGGUUUGUCGAUCUCUGUAGCUCAGCAGCCAGCUUGAGGGCAUUAUAACACUGAAGUGUGAGGUUCGAUCCCCUGCAGUGGGCAUAGCACAGUUAACCCAUUGCGUAGCUUGGCACUCAAAUCAAACAAAACAAAAUUGUUCUCAAUACUAUCUGUAUAAUAACUUUUACUUGUUAACAGACUGUCAAUUUUUUUUUUCUCAAAACUUUUUGAAAACAAAACAAAACAUAUGCUCAUUCAUUUUCGAUUAUAACAUGAAAACUUGAGGUUAUUAUUAUUAAUCGAUCCAGAGCACGAACUUGCAUGUAAUGCUAAGUUUAUCUACAAAAUGUAAGACUCAAACGUCAGGUUACAUUUCAACGAAUAUUUAAUAUUUUUGAAAGUUUGUUUUAUUUGUUUGUUUUCUGCACAAACAGACUUGCCUGAAUCUACAAAUGUAACGUUAAAACUGUUUGGAGUGUGAGUAAACCUCAGUAUUUUAGGCUUAAGGAUUAGUAGUUGAACAAACCAACUUUUCAUAAUUAUUUAAAUGUUGAGGUAUCCAGAUGGUGUGAAUGUUGAAUAUUUUCCCACCAGUUGGGUCUGUAAAUAGCACAUUAAGUCCUUUCCAGUUUAAUGGUAGUAUCCAAACUUAGAUAGAGUUAAAACUGUUACUUCAUACAGAUGGCGAACCAGUCGUUCCGUAUUUAAGUUAUAACAACUAUCAAACGUUUGUCUGUGUGUGCGAAAAUUAUAUGUUGAUAAUUUACCUGGUGUGUAUAUUAUAUGUAAUUCAGCACAAAGUGUUGUGUAAAUAAAUUUAAAACAUUCUUGAA
Limulus polyphemus (Atlantic horseshoe crab) is the source of this 4483-nucleotide messenger RNA. RefSeq names its product homeobox protein six1b-like. The coding region runs from base 802 to 1857 and encodes 351 amino acids. The transcript is spliced from 2 exons. Gene Ontology annotation, molecular function: DNA-binding transcription factor activity, RNA polymerase II-specific; RNA polymerase II cis-regulatory region sequence-specific DNA binding. Gene Ontology annotation, biological process: regulation of transcription by RNA polymerase II. Gene Ontology annotation, cellular component: nucleus; transcription regulator complex. Lineage: Eukaryota; Metazoa; Arthropoda; Merostomata; Xiphosura; Limulidae. The record is from RefSeq and is a predicted model, not a curated record.